Brassica napus (rape) is the source of this 1195-nucleotide messenger RNA. Its product is annotated as putative F-box protein At5g55150. NCBI's taxonomy places the organism in Eukaryota, Viridiplantae, Streptophyta, Magnoliopsida, Brassicales, Brassicaceae. The transcript has 2 exons. Bases 92 to 1027 code for a protein of 311 amino acids. The record is from RefSeq and is a predicted model, not a curated record.
AUUAUAAUGGCUCUAUCUUCUUCUUAUUACUCUUCGUCCUGGUCGGACUUGCUCCCGGAGCUUAUGGACGCUGUAUUCCACAGCCUAAACGAUGUCAAAGACAUCCUUAGUUGUGCAACCGUCUGUUCUUCCUGGAGAUAUUCUUCCUCCGCCGUGUACAGUCGCAAGUUUUUCAGGUAAUGAUGAUCAGAGAUGGAUUUGCGGAAGCACAAGAGGGUAUUUGUUAACUGUCAAUGUUUCUUUCCAGUUCGAGGUAAGUUUACAGAACCCAUUUACUAACACCGUUGUUUCCCUGCCACCGUUGACAUCUUUUGAAGAUGUUCAGCGGUUGAUUCAGUUCCAAGCUACCUCUCAGCACUCUGGAGCGCUAACCCUAAUAAAGGAGUUUGUAAAGAAAGUUGCAUCUUCUAAAAUUUUAUUAGACUCUGAAUGCGUUGUGCUCAUAAUCUACAACACCAAUGGAGGAAAGCUAGCUUUCUGCAGACGGGGAGAUAAACAAUGGACGGAGUUAGAGUCUGAUCAUAUCGAUGACAUUGUGUUCUGUAAUGGCGUCUUCUUAGCCAUGGAUAGAACUGGAGUGAUAUAUCAGUGUGAACUUAACCCUGACAAUCUAAAGGCUGUUCCUCUAUGCACCGCCUCACCGUUUCGGUACGAGCCUUGCAAGAAGUGCUUUGCAGAGUCGGAUCACGGCAAACUGUGGGUGGUUCUACAGAAGCUAGACGUUAGCGACGAUUUUGAUUUCACAACGUAUUUCGAGAUCUAUGAGUUCAAUUCAGAGACGAAAGAGUGGACUGUGGUGAUAAGCUUGAGAGGUAAAGCUUUGUUCUUGAGCCCUCAAGGUAGAUGUGUAGCGGUUAUAGCAGGUGAAACCGGGUCUGGAGGAUUUAUCAAAGACAAUUCCAUUUACUUCACCGAUGGGAGUCUGAGCGUUUUUGAAUGGGAGAGUAAGCAAAGCAAGAAGCUUCACCAGACAGGAUUUUGUAAUCUUAUGUUUUGGGUCACACCAGAAGAUGUUCUUCAAAGGUGAAAGACCGACACAUCUUAAUUAGGGAACUAUAGUUUUCGUAUUGCAUAGUAAAGGUUUUGUAUUCUUGUUUCAGUUUUGAUCCUUGUUUUACAUUACAUUUGUAGUAAUAGAUUUUUGUAAGGGAUGUUUUGUAACAAAAAUAAAGUUAUGAGAUUUAUGUUUCAGCAA